Messenger RNA from Salvia miltiorrhiza (redroot sage), 1396 nucleotides. RefSeq names its product probable E3 ubiquitin-protein ligase ARI5. Lineage: Eukaryota; Viridiplantae; Streptophyta; Magnoliopsida; Lamiales; Lamiaceae. Gene Ontology annotation, molecular function: ubiquitin protein ligase activity; zinc ion binding; ubiquitin conjugating enzyme binding. The record is from RefSeq and is a predicted model, not a curated record. Gene Ontology annotation, cellular component: ubiquitin ligase complex; cytoplasm. The transcript has a single exon. The coding region runs from base 1 to 1308 and encodes 435 amino acids. Gene Ontology annotation, biological process: protein polyubiquitination; ubiquitin-dependent protein catabolic process; positive regulation of proteasomal ubiquitin-dependent protein catabolic process.
AUGAAUUCUGACGAAGACGCCUUCUACAUCAGCUCCGACGAUAUAUCAGAGGGCGCCGUCGAAUACUCCGGCGGCGGCUAUGACGAUGACGAUGACGAUGUCGCCGAGGAGGAGCCUUACACCAUCACUAAGAAACCCUACACAAUCCUCAACGAAGAAACACUCAAACACCUCCAAGAAAACGACAUCUCACAAGUUUCCAAUCUCCUCGCCGUCACGCGCGGCGUCGCCUGCGCGCUCCUCCUCCGCAAGAAGUGGCACGUCGAAUCCGUUCUCGACGAAUGGUUUGCCGACGAGGACAAAGUCCGCAAAUCCGUCGGCAUAUCCGCAAACAAAGAAAAGCGACGGAAUGAGGAUGAGGAGGAGGAGGAGAAGCAAUGUCUUCGUCGGUGUUUAUUCCGAUCCUACGUCGAAUCCAGCCGGACCCGGCGGUGGUGCCCCGGGCCCGGUUGCGAAUUAGCGGCGGAAUUCGACGUUUUCGUCGUCGGAGGAGGAGGAGAGGAAACAAGCUACGACGUGACGUGCGACUGCGGCUUCAAGUUCUGCUGGCGGUGCGGGGAGGAGCAUCACCGCCCCGUCGCCUGCGCGACGGUGGCGAGGUGGGCGGAGAAGAACGCGUCGGAGGAGGAAACCGCUUCGUGGAUCGCCGCCAACACCAAAACCUGCCCCGGAUGCAAGCGAAAAAUCGAGAAGAUUCAAGGAUGUGCGAAUCACAUGACUUGCAAAUGCGGUGAAGAAUUCUGCUGGAAUUGUAUGCAGAAGUGGAAGAACGGCUACAGCCACGUCUGCAACGAAUACUUCAGAGAGAAAGAAACCGCCAUUGAAGCCAGCUUUCACGAGGCGAGGUUAGAGCUCCGGAGGUACGCCUUCUACUACGAUAGGUGGGCUUCGAAUCACAAGUCGAGGGAGAUUGCGCGGGUCAAGGCGAGGGGCGAGCACCUGGUGGCGCUGGCGGCGGCGCAGGGGGUGCCGGAGACGGCGCUGGAGUUCGUGCCGGAGGCGUGGGAGCAGAUCGUGGAGUGCCGGCGCGUGCUCAAGUGGAGCUACGUGUACGGCUACUACCUGAAGGCGGAGAAGAAGAAGGGGAUUUUCGAGUGUCUGCAGGGGCAGGCGGAGGAGUCGCUGGAGCGGCUCCACCGCUGCGCCGAGAAGGAGGCGGCGGGGUUCGUGGGCCCCGACGCCGGGUCGUGGAGGGAGUUUGACGAGUUCAAGAUGAAGCUCGUAAAUCUAACUAUGGUUACUAAGAAGUUUUUUGAGAAUUUGGUUAGGGCUUUGGAGAAUGAUCUUUCGGAAGUUGGGGUUGCUUAAACCCUAGCUGGCUUCAUUGAAUCUAGUAUAUUAUAUUCCUUAUGUCUCUCGUAUUUAUAUUUAGAACACGAGUUUUAGUAAAAGGUGA